AGAGGACAGGCUUCAAUGCACUACCUUAGAUCUACCACCACCCCACGGUUGGCUAUAUAUAGCAUCAACAAACGUCUCUCCCUUCGCCCGCUCCCUUCGCUUCACUUGUUCUUCAUAGCCACUACUUUGCGUAGAACCAGUCAAUCUCCGCAAAGUAUAAUGGCGUCUCACAUUGUUGGAUAUCCCCGCAUGGGGCCGAAAAGAGAGCUUAAAUUUGCUUUAGAAUCUUUCUGGGAUGGGAAGAGCAGUGCAGAUGAUUUGCAGAAGGUGUCUUCUGAUCUCAGGGCAUCCAUCUGGAAACAGAUGGCUGAUGCUGGAAUUAAGUACAUCCCCAGCAACACCUUCUCGCACUAUGAUCAGAUGCUUGACGCCACCGCAAUGCUUGGGGCUGUUCCCCCUAGAUAUGGUUGGACUGGUGGUGAGAUUGAGUUUGGCACCUACUUCUCUAUGGCCAGAGGGAAUGCCUCUGUUCCUGCUAUGGAAAUGACCAAGUGGUUCGACACCAACUACCAUUAUAUUGUUCCUGAAUUGGGACCAGACACAAAAUUCACUUGUGCUUCUCACAAGGCUGUUAAUGAAUACAAAGAGGCCAAGGCGCUUGGAGUUGAUACUGUUCCAGUCCUCAUUGGUCCUGUUUCCUACUUGCUGCUAUCAAAACCAGCCAAGGGUGUCGAGAAAACUUUCUCUCUUCUUUCCCUACUUGACAAGAUUAUUCCAGUCUACAAGGAGGUCGUGACUGAAUUGAAGGCAGCUGGUGCUUCCUGGAUUCAGUUUGAUGAACCCACCCUUGUGUUGGAUCUUGAAUCUCACAAAUUGGAAGCAUUCACUAAGACCUACUCUGAGCUAGAAUCAUCUCUAUCUGGUCUGAAUGUUCUCAUCGAGACUUACUUUGCUGAUGUUCCUGCUGAUGCGUACAAAACUCUCACUUCUUUGAAGGCUGUUACUGGCUUUGGGUUUGACCUUGUUCGUGGAACAAAGACCCUUGAUUUGAUCAAGGGUGAAUUCCCUUCUGGCAAAUACCUCUUUGCUGGAGUGAUUGAUGGAAGGAACAUUUGGGCUGAUAAUCUUGCUGAAUCUCUCAGUACCUUGCAGACCCUUGAGGGCAUUGUGGGUAAAGACAAGCUUGUCGUCUCCACUUCAUGCUCACUUCUCCACACUGCUGUUGACCUUGUAAAUGAGCCUAAGCUGGACAAAGAAAUCAAGUCAUGGCUUGCAUUCGCUGCACAGAAGGUAGUUGAAGUGAAUGCCUUGGCCCAGGCAUUGGCUGGACAGAAGGAUGAGGCAUUCUUCUCUGAUAAUGCUGCUGCUCUGGCUUCAAGAAAGUCCUCCCCAAGGGUGACAAAUGACGCUGUUCAAAAGGCUGCUGCUGCCUUGAAGGGCUCUGAUCACCGCCGUGCUACAAAUGUGGGUGCCAGACUGGAUGCUCAGCAGAAGAAGCUGAACCUUCCAAUCCUUCCCACCACAACCAUUGGGUCUUUCCCACAGACCAUGGAACUUAGAAAGGUUCGCCGUGAGUACAAAGCUAAGAAGGUCUCUGAGGAUGAAUACGUUAAGGCCAUCAAGGAGGAAAUCAGCAAGGUAGUUAAGCUCCAGGAGGAGCUUGACAUUGACGUCUUGGUCCAUGGGGAGCCUGAGAGAAACGAUAUGGUUGAGUACUUUGGAGAGCAGUUAUCUGGUUUUGCCUUCACUGCCAAUGGUUGGGUCCAAUCUUAUGGGUCCCGAUGUGUCAAGCCACCUAUCAUCUAUGGUGAUGUCAGCCGUCCCAAGGCCAUGACUGUGUUCUGGUCCUCAAUGGCUCAGAGCAUGACCAAACGCCCAAUGAAGGGUAUGCUCACGGGCCCUGUCUGCAUUCUCAACUGGUCCUUUGUCAGAAACGACCAACCCAGAUUUGAGACCUGCUAUCAGAUUGCUUUGGCCAUCAAAGAUGAGGUUGAAGACCUUGAGAAGGCUGGUAUUAAUAUCAUCCAGAUUGACGAGGCUGCUUUGAGAGAGGGUUUACCUCUUAGGAAGUCUGAGCAGGCUUUCUACUUGGAAUGGGCAGUUCACUCCUUCAGGAUCACCAACUGCGGUGUUCAAGACACCACACAGAUCCAUACCCACAUGUGCUACUCCAACUUCAACGAUAUCAUCCACUCCAUCAUUGACAUGGAUGCAGAUGUGAUCACAAUUGAGAACUCCCGAUCAGAUGAGAAGCUCCUCUCAGUCUUCCGUGAGGGAGUUAAGUAUGGUGCCGGUAUUGGACCUGGCGUAUAUGACAUCCACUCCCCCAGAAUCCCAUCCCUUGAGGAGAUUGCUGACCGGAUCAACAAGAUGCUUGCUGUGCUUGAGACCAACAUCCUAUGGGUUAACCCAGACUGUGGGCUUAAGACCCGCAAGUAUGCCGAGGUCAAGCCUGCCCUCAGCCACAUGGUUGAAGCUGCAAAGCUCCUCCGCACCCAGCUGGCCAGUGCCAAGUGAAAUGAAGAUACUUUGAACUGAAUUUGGCUGGUGCGUUACUCGGCAAAUCUCAUUAGUGUUCGAGAAAUGUUUUCUUUCCAUGUGCUCAAAUAACUCCCGGGCUUGUAUUACAAAGUAGUAUCAAGUAUUUUAGAUCUUCCCAGGGCACAUGAUGUCUGCGCUGUCGGCAAUUUUUUUCCGCAUUUUGGUUUUUAAAUUUCUCUUUUUGAAGGGUUUGUAUUAUCUAUUACUUGGAAGGCCAAUGAGGACCCUAGUGUAUCUCAACCAAUGGAAAUUUAGAAAACUAUUAGU
This is a messenger RNA of Telopea speciosissima, 2748 nucleotides long. RefSeq names its product 5-methyltetrahydropteroyltriglutamate--homocysteine methyltransferase-like. Lineage: Eukaryota; Viridiplantae; Streptophyta; Magnoliopsida; Proteales; Proteaceae. Bases 16 to 2457 code for a protein of 813 amino acids. Gene Ontology annotation, molecular function: zinc ion binding; 5-methyltetrahydropteroyltriglutamate-homocysteine S-methyltransferase activity. The record is from RefSeq and is a predicted model, not a curated record. The transcript has 12 exons.